GGAGAACAAAGAUGUCCCUGCACCGGGCUUCCUUGCGCCUGGCUUCCUUGCUGCUCUUCUCUCUUGCCCUCCAUAGUGCCCUGGCCCUGAAGCUCUGCUCCUUCAAUGUGAGAUCAUUUGGAGAGCGGAAGAAGGAAAACGACAAUGCCAUGGAUGUCAUUGUGAAGAUCAUCAAACGCUGCGACCUUAUACUCCUGAUGGAAAUCAAGGACAGCAGCAACAACAUCUGCCCCAUACUGAUGGAGAAGCUGAAUGGAAAUUCACGGAGAAGCACAACGUACAACUAUGUGAUUAGUUCUCGACUUGGAAGAAACACAUACAAAGAACAGUAUGCCUUCCUCUAUAAGGAAAAGCUGGUGUCUGUGAAAGACAAAUACCUCUACCAUGACUACCAGGAUGGAGACGCCGACGUGUUUUCCAGGGAGCCCUUUGUGGUUUGGUUCCAAUCACCCUUCACUGCUGUCAAGGACUUCGUGAUCAUCCCCUUGCACACGACUCCUGAGACUUCCGUGAAAGAGAUUGAUGAGUUGGUUGAUGUCUACACGGAUGUGAAACGGCGGUGGAAAGUGCAGAAUUUCAUCUUCAUGGGUGAUUUCAAUGCUGGCUGCAGUUAUGUCCCCAAGAAGGCCUGGCAGAACAUCCGUUUGAGGACUGACCUCAACUUUGUUUGGCUGAUUGGGGACCAAGUGGACACCACAGUCAAGAAGAGCACCAACUGUGCCUAUGACAGGAUUGUGCUUCGAGGACAAGAGAUAGUCAACUCCGUGGUUCCCAAUUCAAAUAGCAUCUUUGACUUCCAGAAAAGUUAUCAGUUGUCUGAAGAGGAGGCUUUGGAUGUCAGUGAUCACUUUCCAGUUGAAUUUAAACUCCAGUCUUCAAGGGCCUUCACCAACAACAGAAAAUCUGUUGCUCUAAAGAAGAGAAAAAAAGGCAAUCGCUCUUAGGUACCAUGGUGCCAUUUUUUUUUUAAAGUCACUCCUUGCUUCUAAAUAAAAUGGCUCUCACAGGUCUAAACUAUCUGCAUACUCUGCACACUCAGGAAUUAAGAGUGGCCUGGCUAAUUUCAUUGUCUAUCU
Molecule: messenger RNA, 1076 nt
Organism: Chionomys nivalis (European snow vole)
Lineage: Eukaryota; Metazoa; Chordata; Mammalia; Rodentia; Cricetidae
Gene: Dnase1l3
Product: deoxyribonuclease 1 like 3
Exons: 8
Coding region: 12-944 (310 amino acids)
Biological process (GO): apoptotic DNA fragmentation; programmed cell death involved in cell development
Cellular component (GO): nucleus
Molecular function (GO): DNA nuclease activity
Source: RefSeq, a predicted model, not a curated record